This is a messenger RNA of Sporothrix schenckii 1099-18, 303 nucleotides long. RefSeq lists its product as uncharacterized. NCBI's taxonomy places the organism in Eukaryota, Fungi, Ascomycota, Sordariomycetes, Ophiostomatales, Ophiostomataceae. The record is from RefSeq and is a predicted model, not a curated record. The transcript has a single exon. Bases 1 to 303 code for a protein of 100 amino acids.
AUGCAAAGCCUGUCGUUUUUCCACUUGCUUUUGGUCCGUCCACGCCCCAUCCCCGCUUCAAACCUGACGUUUCUCUGUCCGGCUUCACUGGUCAGCUCUCCUACAACCGAGUUCCACGAGGCAACGGGGGCCGCUGUGGAGCCAUGCGCAGUGCACUCGCGGCCUAGGAUACAGACGAAACAGAUCCAGACGUACGAGGCAAGACAGGCGGAAUGGAAAGCGUGGGUGAAUACAGUUGCGCGGACAAGCGAAGACGCUACACCGCUCCUCACGAAAGAAUGGCUUCGACGCCCGACGGGGUAG